Molecule: messenger RNA, 6270 nt
Organism: Onychostoma macrolepis
Lineage: Eukaryota; Metazoa; Chordata; Actinopteri; Cypriniformes; Cyprinidae
Gene: grm5a
Product: glutamate receptor, metabotropic 5a
Biological process (GO): regulation of synaptic transmission, glutamatergic; trans-synaptic signaling by endocannabinoid, modulating synaptic transmission; G protein-coupled glutamate receptor signaling pathway
Cellular component (GO): postsynaptic density membrane
Molecular function (GO): G protein-coupled receptor activity involved in regulation of postsynaptic membrane potential; adenylate cyclase inhibiting G protein-coupled glutamate receptor activity
Source: RefSeq, a predicted model, not a curated record
GAUGUUAUUUAACACUUUUUCAUCAGAGGUCUAAUGCCUCACGCUUAAUUUCAUGGUCCUGUUUCUGUUAAUUUGAACGGUCAUAUGUUUUAUUUGUCCAUGAAGUUCUUAAGUAACGUUAUGUGUUAUGUCAAAAUAUGAAGGGGUAUUCCGCCACAUUAUUAUUAUUCAUUGAUUCAAAUGGUUUAUGGUUGACGCUUCAGACUGUAUUUCAGCACCACGGAGAGCUCAGGCAGCAGCGAAUGCUUCUUGAAUCUAGUAACUUUUAUGUUUGGCACCUUUUUCAGUUAUUAAUUUGUCUCUAACUUGUUGUUUAAAUGAACAAUCGCAUAGAUAAAUUAAUGUACAGCAUCCACAAAAAAGAAAACAAGUACAUCAACCGUAGCAAUCUUUCUAUGCAGUAUGCAUUUGUCUGUACUGUUGAGUAACUGUUGGUGGUUUGUCACGGAUCCAAUUGAACAGAAUGCACUUUAUAAGUUUGUCCAACAAUUUUGUGUUAGAAGAAUUCAGAGUUUUCUGCUGAGUUGGAAAGCUGAAGAUAUACAUUCCUGCUCUUUAAAAAUUAAUCAUAGUUUCUUUGAAAUCAGAGAGCAAAACCUAGCAAUAGAAAAACAUAAAUAGUGCAUCUGUAUACCAAUACCAGCUCUGCAUUUUGAGCACAGAGAAUCAAUCUUAUUAAGUAUACAUGAGGUUCUGUGUUCAUAUGGUGGGUUUAUAUCAGUCUAUUGCAACAAAAAGUACUAUAAAUUGUGGUUAGACAUCAAAAACAGUCCUUCCGUGUUUUCUUGACAUGACAUAUGGUAUGAUUUCCCCAAGUGAUACGAGAUAUAGCCCUCAGACCCUGUAAACUGAAGGAAACACCACAAUAUGUUUUAUGAUAUAAUGGCUCACAUAUAAGUAACUAAAAAUCAUUCUUGGGAAUUCUGUAUUUAUUUCUCUAAACUGUGUAACUCAUUUUAAUGAAACUAAUAAUUAAUUUACAGUAAUGAAAAGAGGUUAAAGAGGCAAUAUAAAUAUUCAGUGGCUGGAAAUCUGCAUAAGAUCAUUAUCCUCUGGGUCUCUGUGUUGUGGAAAAUCUCUGAGGUUUUGAUUCUGAACGAAUACAUGAAUCAGAAUCAAUACAUAUUUAAAGAUUUACAUGUUCUUUGUUUCCAACAGGUCAUUGUUAAUGAUGCAUCUCAUUACUGAGAUCUACCAGAACUUCUUCAUGUGCCUUUCAACUUUGUUUUCCUCCUGAUCUCGAGAUAUUUCGAGGAAGGCAGAAAAAUCCUCACACUUUAGAAUAAGACGUUGCCCUGGCGACAGCUCAUCCUUAUCACGACUCUCACAAAUAUGCACCUCUGUGAUUCAGUGGGAGGUUGAUGAUCUCCAGGGAUAUUGUUCUGAAUAUUUCUGCUUCUUGUGACUCUUUCAGAUGCCAUGAGGGACCUACCAGUAUUUGACACUCUGAUCUGAGAGGGCUGAGGAAAUGGGGAUUUUACAUUUGCUGGUGUUUGUGCUGCUCGGAGACAGAUUGGGUCCUACACAGCCAGACAUUUUAGCGAAGGCCCAAGCCAGCGAGCGACGUGUCUUGGCACACAUUCCCGGCGACAUCAUCAUCGGGGCUCUUUUCUCCGUCCAUCAUCAGCCGCCGGCCGACAAGGUUCACGAGCGCAAGUGCGGCGCUGUACGCGAACAGUAUGGCAUCCAGCGGGUAGAGGCCAUGAUGCACACCCUGGACCGCAUCAACGCGGACCCGCACAUCCUACCCAACAUCACGCUGGGCUGCGAGAUCAGAGACUCCUGCUGGCAUUCGGCCGUGGCUCUGGAGCAGAGUAUUGAGUUCAUCCGUGACACUCUAGUCUCAGCCGAGGAGGAAGAAGGCAUAUCUAAGUGUACAACCGAAGAUGGAGGGACUCCCAUGAAAGGGAAGAAGCCCAUUGUGGGGCUGAUCGGACCUGGAUCCAGUUCUGUGGCCAUCCAGGUUCAGAAUCUCCUUCAGCUCUUCAACAUUCCCCAGAUUGCGUAUUCGGCAACCAGUAUGGAUCUCAGCGAUAAGUCUUUGUACAAGUACUUUAUGAGGGUGGUGCCUUCUGACGCCCAGCAGGCCAGAGCGAUGGUGGACAUCGUCAAAAGAUACAACUGGACCUACGUAUCUGCCAUUCACACUGAAGGGAACUACGGUGAGAGUGGAAUGGAGGCCUUCAAAGACAUGGCAGCAAAGGAGGGCAUCUGUAUUGCCCAUUCUGACAAGAUCUACAGCAAUGCUGGAGAACAGAGUUUCGACCGUCUUCUCGAUAAGCUCAGGAGCCACCUGCCCAAAGCUCGUGUGGUGGCGUGUUUCUGUGAGGGCAUGACCGUACGUGGUAUCCUCAUGGCCAUGAGACGCCGCCGCCUAGUUGGAGAGUUUCUGUUGGUUGGCAGCGAUGGUUGGGCGGACCGCUAUGAUGUCACUGACGGCUUCCAGAGGGAGGCAGCAGGGGGAAUCACUAUCAAGCUGCAGUCUGCUUACGUCACGUGGUUCGAUGAUUACUACCUGAACCUGCAGCCAGACACAAACCUCCGGGACCCCUGGUUCCUUGAGUUCUGGCAGCACCGCUUCCAGUGCCGGCUGAAGGGACAUCCUCAAGAGAGCACCAAAUACAACAAGACCUGCACCAAGAAAGAGUCCCUCAGACACCAGUACGCUCAGGACACGAAGAUGGGCUUUGUGAUCAAUGCCAUCUACUCUAUGGCUUACGGCCUGAACGCCAUGCAGAAGUCUCUGUGUCCCGGCUAUGCAGGCCUGUGUGAAGCCAUGCGGCCGAUUGAUGGAGGUAAACUCUUAGAAUUCCUCAUGAGGACAAACUUCACUGGCGUCUCGGGAGAAGUAGUGCUGUUUGAUGAGAACGGAGACUCCCCAGGGAGGUAUGAAAUCAUGAACUUUAAACAGAUGAGUGAGGAGGACUAUAGCUAUAUCCACGUGGGCAGCUGGGACAACAGUGGGCUGAAGAUGGAUGACGAGGAGAUUUGGGCCAACAGCAGUGCCAUCAUAAGAUCGGUGUGCAGCGAUCCCUGUGAAAAAGCUCAGAUAAAGGUUAUCCGUAAGGGUGAGGUGAGCUGCUGCUGGACCUGCACUCCGUGUAAAGAAAACGAGUUUGUGUUUGAUGAAUACACCUGCCGUAUGUGUGAGCUUGGAUCCUGGCCUACAGAUGACCUCACAGGCUGUGAGCCAAUCCCGGUGCAGUACCUUCUGUGGGGAGAUCCUGAGCCAAUCGCAGCCGUGGUCUUCGCCUGCCUUGGCCUGCUCUCCACCAUCUUCGUCACUUUAGUCUUCAUCAGGUUCCACGAUACGCCGGUGGUGAAGUCCUCCAGCAGGGAGCUGUGCUUCAUCAUCCUAGCUGGCAUCUGUUUGGGGUACCUGUGUACAUUCUGCCUCAUCGCCAAACCGCACGUGGCCUACUGUUACUUGCAGAGAUUGGGAAUUGGGCUCUCGCCGGCCAUGAGCUACUCGGCCCUGGUCACCAAGACCAACCGCAUCGCUCGCAUCCUUGCCGGCAGCAAGAAGAAGAUCUGCACCAAGAAGCCUCGUUUCAUGAGCGCCUGCGCCCAGCUGGUCAUCGUCUUCGUCCUGAUCCUGAUUCAGCUGGGCAUCAUCGUGGCACUCUUCAUCAUGGAACCUCCGCAGGUGAUCUACGACUAUCCGUCCAUACGUGAGGUGCACCUCAUCUGCAACACCACCACGCUCGGAGUGGUGGCGCCGCUGGGCUACAAUGGUCUGCUUAUUCUCAGCUGCACCUUCUACGCCUUUAAGACCCGCAACGUCCCUGCCAAUUUCAACGAGGCCAAAUACAUCGCGUUCACCAUGUACACCACCUGCAUUAUCUGGCUGGCUUUCGUGCCAAUUUAUUUCGGGUCAAACUACAAGAUAAUCACCAUGUGUUUCUCCGUUAGCCUCAGCGCUACCACUGCGCUGUGCUGCAUGUUUGUGCCCAAAGUCUACAUCAUGUUGGCCAAACCUGAGAGGAACGUACGCAGUGCUUUCACCACGUCGACGGUUGUGAGGAUGCACGUGGGUGAUGGGAAAGCUGCCUCGGCCGCUAGCCGGUCUAGCAGCUUGGCUAACCUGUUCAGACGACGAGCUGCAACAGACACUGUCAGUUCCAAUGGCAAAACAGUGACCUGGGCACAGAAUGAGAGAAGUUACAGGCCAAACCUGUGGAAGCGGAUCUCAAUCCACAUUAAGAAAAAAGAAGAGGCCAACCAGACGGCCAUUAUUAAGCCCUUCUCAAAGGGCUGUGAUCGGCCUCCAGACCCCGGGGUGAAGCUGGCAUACGACGGUUCUCAGAAAAACCAGCGCUACCCUGUAACCUACUGCCCCCGGACCCCCUCCCCGCUGCCGACCGUGUGUCAGCGGCCUUCAAUGCAGCGGCGGGAAAUGGAAGAGCGUGUCGAAGAGCGUGCGCCAGUGGUGGCUAUACCCUCAUACCUGACGGAGCGCCUGCAGCACGGCGCCCCGUCCCAGACCUGCAUCAUGGAUCAGAUCAGCUGUGUGGUCAGUCGAUUCACGGCUAACAUCAGUGAGCUCAACAGCAUGAUGCUGCCCGGUUCACCGCCGGCAACAGGCGUAAACGCCGCCGCCGCCCCGGUCCCCAGACCCUGCUCCCCUACAUUCCGUCUCCACCCGCAAGAAAGGCCGCAUCCAACCACCGUCACCACCUACGCAGACGUGGUCGCCGCAGCGAACACCAACACUCGCUCCGCAGUUGGCAUCGCCGGGGGCAUCAUCGCCGGGGGGAGUAGCCGGGCUUCACCCGCCAGCCUUUUUGACAGCACCUACGACUCUUCGUGUGCGGUCAGGACCACUGAUUUUGAGGACCUGGGCGCCUUGACACCACCUUCGCCGUUUAGAGACUCUUCCGUGGACUCAAUCAGCGAAUCAGCCUCGGAGCUGCCGUUGUGCGAGCCCUGCUCCCCGAUAUACGACCAGCUGGUGCUUCGGCACUACAGCCAGAGCUCCUCUUCGCUCUGAGAGAUUAUUCGGAGCGCAGGAAGGAGAACGAGAGGCAGCUACUGAGAUCCUGCAUCUGCUUAGAUUGCAAAACCCAGCUGUAAAUGUCAAGGAGUGUAAACUCUUAAUAUAGACGCACUCGCUGAGAACGUUUUAUGGUGCUUGGAAUCCAGCCCGUCCUCAAAAUCCCAAUCUGCGUAGGGGAAGGCACUUCACCAAACUGCUUUUCAGAUAAUUAAGGAUGUACUUGAUAUGCUCUUGUGCACUAGAGCGCUCUGACAAGUUUAUGGUCCUUCUUGGCAAGAAGUUACUGAUGUUGGUCAGUUUGUGUACUGCAAGUUUUCAUGGCUUUACAGCUACUUAAUAGCAUUCCAACGACGUCAAUCUACACAAGUGGGAAAAAUUACAAAACUCCUGCUCCAGGCGAUGUUAUUUUUAUCUCUCUUGUUGCCUGUCAGCAAGAUGCUUGAACGUCUUGCACGGUUCUUCACAUACAACGGAAACGCAAAUGGUUGAAUGUAGGACCAAAUGAAGCCUUUGAGCACGAAGUAGUUUGUUUAAAUAUUGUUCAUUUUUGUUAUUUCCCUAGUUUAGAGGUUGCAUGUUCUGCCACUUCAUAUAACUUCAUAUAAAAUAAUAUUUAUUAUUAUAUUUUUCAUAAUAAAUCAAAUAGAAGGGGUUGUAAGGGCAGGUUUAUUUAGAUAUUGAACAAAUCUAACACUUUAAUAUAGAUCAUAUGUCUUUCAGAUGACUGGAUUUAUUUAUAUGAACAUGUCCCAGUAUUACUUGAAGUAUUUAAUAAUAAAUCUUUAACUUUAAUUUGAAAGAUGGGAUUUGAGAAAAUAAUGGAAAAAACUAAUGGGAGAUUCAAGAAAACCCAACUAUUUACACUACCACUUAAAGGUUUGGGGUGAGCAAGAUUUUUUGAAAGAAAUUAGUACUUUUAUUCACCAAGGAUACAUUAAAUUGACCAAAAGUAACAAAAUAAUAUUGAAAAUAAUCACUGUUUUCACAAAUAUAUUAAGCAGCAAAACUGUUUUCAACAUUGAAAAUAAUAAGAAAUGUUUUUUAAGCAUCAAAUUAGCAUAUUAGAAUGAUUUUUGAAGGUAAUUCAGAAGUAAUACAGCUUUGCCAUCACAGGAAUAAACUACAUUUUAAAAUGUAUUAAAAUAGAAACUUAUUUUUGAAAUCGUAAUAAUAUUUCAGUGCUGCUGUUUUAAUGUAUUUUUAUCAAAUAAAUGCAGCCGUGGUGAGCAUAAGAGACUUCUUUCUAAAACAUUAAAAAAAAAAAAAAAAAAAAA